AUGUUUCAGUUCCAUCUGGCAGACUGCUGCCUGCCAUGCGAGACACGUCAGCAGAGAGGUCAUGAUGGGUUGAAAGCGGCGGAGCAAGACUUUGCCAAUCGGAAGCAGCAAGUUCGUUUUAUGGCUCUCGGGCAGCAAGUGUGCCUUUCUCCUGAAUCGACCGUUGAGCAAGCCAAGCUUAGCGCAGGUUCAACCAUUUUCGUGGCUUCCUUGAGAAAAGCGAGUGGAAAACGACGGGAUAAGGGUGAGGUGAAAGUUGAGCAGUUGGAGGUUGCUCCUACUCCUGCAUCUGCAACUACAGUUCCUCGCCUUUCUUGUUCCCUGUCUCCUACUGAUCCUGCUGCUACACCUGCUGAUUUUACCACCGCACUGGACCCUACCAAGCCCAGCAGCAAGGAAGAUGAGGGGCACAUGAUAGGAGCCCCGACAGGGAUUGGCGGAGCAGAGAAAGCAAGAACCGAGGACAGUCUAAAGCCGCUUCAGCUGCUGUCUCGAGCGAACAUGGUUCACUUCCUGGACGUGACGAGUGGGUGGGAUGAGGAUCUGUGUGUGUGCUGCUUUGAGCGUGCACUGAGCCAGCGAGCACAGCGAGCGCUUGCGAUCAAAGACCUGGAAGAAUUGCGUUGCCACCUGCAGGAACAACAGCCUCAUUCCAUUCCCGCUGCUCCCCCUGAGCAGCAGCAGCACCACCAGGCCGUUUUUAAAUACUCUGAAGGGGCAGCAGUGCAGGCGCUACAGGGGAGACACGGACUGUCGUCUCAAGAGCAGUUUGCGUGGAAGGUGGAAAGGGCGCCUCGCCUUUGUGCAGAAAAGAUGCUUCUCGAGUGGAUGGCUGAGCCUCGUGUGGGCGUGCUCAUGGACCUGGGGAGGAUCAGAUCCCGCCUGCCAGCUAUUUUGUAUUCUACAACAGCUGCUCCAGUUGCUGUUUCUUCUUCUGCUCCUGCUGCUGCUACUGCUCCUGCUGCCCUUGCCGCUGGUGCCCCUUCUGCGGCAUGGUCGGGCUGCUGGCGCUGCAGCAGCUGCUGGUCUGCCUACCGCCGUGCUGUCAGCUUCUCCACAUUCCUCGUGCUUCUGGCGAGAUCCCCCCGCCUUGUGACACUAUGGAAAGCUCACGUGAUCUCGUUUGAGUCAAUCUGGCCAGCGAUUGUGGCUGAGCUGGGGGCGGGCAGGCAGGAGGAGAAAGACUGCUUUGCGUCCAUGCUGGUGCAGGUGCUGGGGGUGAAGGAGAGUGGUGAUCUGAAGGAAGGGUUUGGGUUCUCUGUGCAGCAUCUUCUCUCGGGGGGGCUGGAGAAGGAGCAUGCAGAGGGGAGGAGGGGAGCUGGAGGGAAGGCUGCAGAGAAAGCGCAGGGGAAGGGGAAGGGGAGAGGUUCGGCUGAGGAGAAGGGUGCUGAGAAAGCACAGGGGAAGGGGAAGGGGAGAGGGCGGGCUGAGGAGAAGGGUGCUGAGAAGACGCAUGGGAAGGGCAAGGGCUUAUGGCAGGCGUCACAUGGGAAGGAGGAUGGGAGACACGGAGAGGACGAGGCAGAGGGCAAGGCAGGGGUCAAUGGGGUCGCUGAGAAGUGCGGGAGGGUAAGGAAGGAGUUGAGUUGGAAGGAUAAAUUGAAGGGACCUGUGUGGGAGAGGUAUGUGGAUGGCUUGGCUUGGAUUUUGGAGCAUGGAGAGGGGAAAGGGAGGGAGUUCAGUUGCAGCCACUGCAUUGAGGGCAGCAGCAGCAGCGUGAGAUGUUCUGGCAGCAGCAGUGCUCCGAAGGGUAUGCAUGUGAGUGGCAUAACUGCAACCGAUUUUGCCCUUGCUGUCGCCACAGUAUUAUCUAAACCAGAGCACUGGAAGGAUGCAGAGCUGUUUUUGCAUGAUGGCAACACUGCGAGCAAGAUGCGGGUAGAGAGUGCCGCUAUUCUGGUGGCCAGGAGGAGGCUGCUGCAGCAAGGCGUGAAGCAGAGAAGUGGGAUGAAUGGAGGGGCAGGAGCAGGUGAAGAGGGAUCUGCGCCUGCUACUGCUGCUGCAAGCAUCGAUAUGAAUUCUGAAGUCCUGCCUGCCAUUAGGCUCGUGCCUGUCAACACGAAUUCUGUGGUUGCUGCACUCACGUACCGGGUCGGUUGCAUCUCGCAGUGGGUCCGAAUCUACGGCUCAGAUUCCAUCUUGGAGAAACAGUGCUUCAAGGAUGGCCCUCGGAUCAACGUCCGCCCCAUGCGCCACCCGCUUCGGGACCUUCCGAGCCUUCUGGUCAGGUUCGGCGCCAUUCCCAAGCCUUUGGAAGAAAGCAGCGCUGCUUUGGAGUGGGAAGAGUGGCCUCAGGGCGACGAAUUUGCUGUGAAUUUUCCUAUGAACCGAAAGGAGAGGUGUUUUGGGCUUGGGAUUGUGGAGGAGCAUGGAGAGGCGGCUGAGAAGCUGACUCAGCACCCUCCUCAUGACACGUCUGAAGCAGCAAGGGGCGGCAGGAACGCAAAGGAAGAAGGAGCUGAUGCAGUAGGCCAAGAAAGUGGUGAGGAAGCCCUACAGCGCAUGGCGCGUGGGGUAGUGGAAGCAGACGGGGGCAGCAGGAGUGCGAGGAGGAAAGUUGCCAGGGCAGUCGAGAAAGGAGGUUGGGCGGAAUCCAUGCAGAGCAGAGCGCGUGAGAGAGCUGAAGCACGUCAAACCGUCGAGAAGAGAGCAACGAUGCUACCGCCGCCCAGAAGGAAGCUUCCCAUCGUUCGCUGCCGGGCAGAUGUGGAUUUCCUGGUGGGGUUCGCGGGGUAUUUUAUGAACCCUCCUGCAUGCACCCACUGCAGCACCUGCUUCGGGACUUUGAUGCAUUCCGUGUGCAUCGCUGCUCUCAUCGCCAACUUUGCCUACCGCCCCGUGAGCCAUCUGUUCUCCCGCGUGCUCUUGGUCUUCCCGCCAUCCUCCCCUCGCUUUGACGAGGUCGUUGAGUGCUUGGACUUUCCACUGCGCCUGCCCAGGCCCCUGAACCUGCAUAUGCUGCUGAGGCGAGCCGAGCAGGUGCCUCUGUACUUUCUCAUUCGCAUGGCAGCGUAUUUCUCACAUUUUCUUUUUGGGAUGGGUGAUGAGUUUGAGACAGAGUACAGCGGCAGAGGGCAGGCGAAGCAGUCCAAGGUGCAAGGCCGCUGGGAUGGUGAGGCGGAUCAGCAGAACGGUGGAGAGGUGUGGGAGGAGGUGCGGAUGUGGUACUCCUCAGCAAAGGCUGCAUGGAGGUUCGAUGUGGGGAGUGCGGGAGAGAGCGAGGAGUGUAGAGGCGGGAGGAACGGAGAGAGAAGGGCAGCGGAGCGUGACAUGAGGUGGGUUCUCGAGGCAGCAAUCGCACCGAGAGAGAUGCUGCUGGGGGAGCCGUGCUACUGCCUUGCCUCCCCUCCCAUCCUUGCCGGCUCUUCUGCCCCUGCUGCUGUGAGCACCCAUGCUGCUGCUGCUGCUGCUGCUGCUGCUGCUGCUGCUGCUGCUGCUCCAGAUGUGUAA
Closterium sp. Naga37s-1 is the source of this 3450-nucleotide messenger RNA. NCBI's taxonomy places the organism in Eukaryota, Viridiplantae, Streptophyta, Zygnematophyceae, Desmidiales, Closteriaceae. The record is from the annotation of a GenBank genome assembly.